AUGUCGAGAGGGACCCAAGGGCUCAGCUGGUCCCAGGACUUCCUCUUACUCUUUAUUCUGGUUCCUGCGGUGGUUGGGCAGUUUACUCUACCGUUCCUUUACAUGCCUUUACGUAGCCUGCUUCCAAAAUAUUUCGGAUCAAACGAAAAAGAUCUGAAAGUAACCACUGAGCACGUGAGAAUCUUGUCUUAUUGGUCUUUGGAAAAAGCAUAUUCUGAAAAGAUGACUAAUAUUUUGAGUCGAUUGGCAAAAACCGAUUUUUACCAGCCAGUAUCAUUUACAGCCGCUGAUUUGAAAGACUUAAGCUAUCAAUGGACAUACGAGAUUCCAUUUGGAAGUGUUAAUGAUUCUUUGAGUAAUGACAGCGUCGCCCUAGCAUUAAAUGCAGCAGAUUUCCAACAGAAACUCUUGAAAUAUACGGGUGAAAAAUUCUUAUUUACUGUCAACAAUGUGGCGUUAAGGUUAAAAAUUCCAAUAAGAAAUCUCUCUCACUCUUAUGAUCCUGGAGACUGGGAGACUGUCGUAAAUGCAAUGGUUUCAGAGAGUUCUUUGGCAUUUAGUAACAAACUCCAACUCUCAUCCGUGGAUGCCUUAGCACGACUGGUGAAAGUAGAGACACAGGAAUUACUAAAACUUACCCUUGGCGCUUUUGAGAAACUGGUUUUUCCUCUCCCUCCAAAGAAGGCGAUUCUUGACGGAAACACGACAUCCACGAUUUUCAAUUCUUCAGAUAUCUCAGAGGCUUUAUAUCCUGAGAGUACUUUGUCAGAAGCCCUAAAACAUGAGGAAAUUAAACUUUCUCCUCAACAAUUCGGUAUUUUGUACAACAUGAGUGAAGAGCAAAUCAAGACUUUAGACCGAUCGACUCUGAAACAGAUUUAUCACAUGUGCAUGAUUCCUAUUCAGGACCUUCUGAAAAAGACGUUGCCUGAUGCUUCUGUAAAUGUUUUUGGAUCAGUUUCUCGUGCACCUCCAUGUCCAGUGUUGAUCAAAAUAAAAGGGAAUUCGAUUUCCUCGUUUCAAACCAACCCAGUGAUCACCUCCGAACAGACGACUGUGCUAAGAAUUCUCACAGAAGUUGCCAAUCUAUCUUGGCACGCCGUCCGCUGGUCGGUAGAUGCUUCUUUAUCGGACUGGGAGUUUCUAGAUGCUGUAACACUCCCACAACUUGCUGAAAUCUCAGGAUAUGAAGAAGAAAGUUUGCGAAACGAUUCUGCGAGCGAGUUAGUCAAACUUGUAUUCUCCCUAAGGGAAAAUGGCACCCUUGACAACUCGACGGAGAGCUAUCGUGCAUUCAUUGCAAAGAGGCUGAUGGAGACAUUCAACCUAACAUUGAACGAGGUGGCUACGUUAACAGGGAUGGCUGAUGGUUCUUUGGUGAACGUUUCGUCCCCUUUCCUGUUCAAAAGCUUCUUCAAUGCAACAGUCGUCUACUUCAAGCUGAAUUCAAGUGAAGUUAUCAAGGCUCUGCAGAUGACCGAAGAAGAUCUUCACUACUUACCAAGACAAAAAUGGAAUGACACGAUUCCUGUCGUAAUUGACGCUGUAGUUAAGAUCGAGGCCACAAAGUUGCAAAUGUCAGUCGCAAACCUGUUUCAGUUGAUAGGAUACAACUCUAAUGAGCUUACCAUUUCUCAGCUCAAGAGGAUUUUCGGAACUCGGAUCCAAGAGGUCAUUGAGAAGAAAACGAGGUUUGAGAGCGAUCCCAUGAUCUGGUAUUUAGCCAACAAUUCUAUCUCAGAUGCUGAUUAUUUGAACACGUCGGUUCAUACCAUGUUGUUAUCUGGAGGUGGCUUCACAGAUGUAGAACUAAACCUCAUUUACGAUCUCAAACUUGAUCAAAGGUUCAUCCUCGAAGGUCUGCAGUUUAGCGACCUACCUCGUGUUUGUCAGUUUAAUACCUCUGCUGCUAAAGAAAAAUCACUCUACAACAUUACAAAAGAGCUGGUUGGAAUAGGAGAAUCUCCAGCUUUGUGUGGAACAACAAGAUUUUAUGUGAAUGGAAGAAACAGGAACAUGUCUUACUUGCAAACAGCUUUCACUGUCAUUGAAAACUCGACUGUUUCAUUCGUGAAUCUUGUGGAAAUGGUGACAAGACUUCCAUGGCGGGAAAACGUGUGGGCUUUCGGUUUGAAAAUGGAAGACUGGACAGCGCUUUAUGUUCUAAAUCAAGAAACAUUUAGAAAUGUCACUGGUUUUAGCUUGGAUGUGUUUCGGUCCAAAACGCUCUUGCAGGUAUUUCAAGAGUGUUUACAGCUUCAGGCGGACAAUGAUACAGGUUUUCGUAUGAGAGAAAGCCAAAGCAGGGGACCCACGUUGGACAUUAUUAACGACCUGUUCAACACAAACGAAGAUGAACUCAUUCGGUUUGGAGGCAUGACCAAAGCGGAUUUUAAGAAGCUGUCUCCCUUUGAAGUGGUUCCACUGGUGUACAAAUAUCUGGAGGUAAAGUUCAGCGUGUCGUUAAAAACACUAGAAGCAUCGCUGAAAUUGCAGCCUGGAAAUAUAAAUAAGCUCGCACCAACCGAAUGGAAAGAGGUGAUUCCUUUUGUGAGGGCAGGAGUCAUUCGAGGUGGCCGUCGGCAGCUUCAUGUUAGUCUGUCAAAUUUCGCAAAGCUGCAACAAGAAACAGUGGAGAGCCUCCAGAACUUAACUCUGGCACAGUUGGAAUCAAAAUGGGACGACAGUGUGAUCAGGCUUUUAAAUAGUAAAUUGGCCAUGGAAAAUGAGUCAGUGCUUCAUAUCAUAACGUCUGUUGGCCUUUCAAAGGAGCCUCUUGGAGAGAUAACUGUAUUGGAUUUCACUGAAAACAAGAUAAACCUGACAAAAUCAGAACUAUUGCUACUUUACAACUUCAGCUCCAUUGGAAUUGAAGCACUUGGAAACUACACUUUCAACGAAGUCUCGCAAUAUUGCCAAAUCUCUGAGAACAAUCUUUAUAAUAAAAGGCCUCACGACAUCGUAGUCUCGCUUCUGGGACAUAAUAACGACAUGACAUGCCCCAAAGUUGCUUCACUUGUUGCUGCUGCGAUAACAACUGUCGAUGAACUGGCUGCAAAAUCAAAUUUUAAUGUACAAGAUGAUGUCAGUUUGUUAACGAUGUUUGAAGAUCAAUUUGAGCUACCAUGGCCAAAGAUUGCAUGGGCAGUGAAUGCCUCGCUAACCGACUGGCCCGCACUGGGUGCAACAUCUCUGUCCAAUAUCUCCACCCUGGUAUCAAAAUCCACAGGCGACUUAAAGCGUCUUAAAUCAUUGAGGGAAAUAACAAGUCAGCUAUUAGCCCUUUCAACAAAUUCUUAUACUAAGCUGUUAAACGACUACCGGGUUAAGCUAGUCAGCAAAGCAUCCAGUCUCUUUCACGUCAACUCCUCCAAGUUGUGUGAUAACUGCAGCAUCGUUAAUUUAUUGUGGAAAUCGCUCAUACAGCUCAAUUCUCAAAUUGAUUUUGAUCUCCAUAAUCUCCCUUAUGAAUUGAAGGUUUCUUCCUACGAGUUCAACUUAACUCUUCCAUCGCAGUGGUCACUGAUAGUAUUUCCAAUAGUAAAAGGAGCGUACGCUAAAGCUGCUCUAUCGCUAGAGAUGUCCCCUGCUCGCUUGGCAAUUCUCCUGGAUAUCCAACCUCCAACUAUCGAAAAUAUGACUGUCAAAGAUUUCCAUGAUGUCUUAAAGCAGUCUAUCCAGCCCUUGAUUUCUGCCAAGACCGCUUUGAUGAAAUCUUCUUUGAUGGACCUUAUCACCGCCAGCGGAAAUAAUUUUUCAGCCCUGAGGAACGACAGUAUCUUUGAUCUCAUCGACUCACUUAUCAAUAUUCCCAUUCAGAAUCUUACCUUCAUCUUCAACUGGACGGCAGAACAGCAGGCCAUACUCAAGAAUUAUACUCUGGAUGAUAUGAUUUAUUACAGGGGAGAGAAAGUUGGUAACGAAACCCUCUUCACUUUGGCCAGCUUCGUCUUUAGGGAAAAUCUACCCCCACGUACCCCAACACCGCCAACGUUACCCCCGUGUAAAAGAGGAUUGGUCAGGGAAGGAGAUAGCACAGAAUGCAAAGGUAAAUUUGUCGUUGAUUUUGAGAAUUCUUAAGUCAUGCUGUCCAAUUGACCUGUUCGUUAAGUAACUGUGCGAAGGCCAAAACGUUUUUUAUGUGCAGAAUUGGUCUUCGCCAGAAUGAGAGCAUUUUCGAUUUUCCUCCUUAUUUUAAUGUGAUUUUGCCUUUCAACAGGGACCUAUUUGCUGUCUUUUGCCCGCCCACCUCUCUACUUUAACGAUGUGUUGAACAAAGUGUUUUAAGUAGAUAAAGUUUAAAUGGCGUCGUUUGCUCCUCGGUACUUGUUAAACUUAGCUAAGAAGUGUUUCUUUUAUUACAUAGAUAUCGACGAGUGCGGCUCUGGAGUGUGUAGCAAGGACAGUCAGUGUCAGGACUAUCAUGGGGGUUUUGAGUGUGAAUGCAAAGUUCCCGGCCAUUUUAAAGCUAGUUUCAAUGAGACAUGCAAACGUGAGUAACAGUUAUAUUGAAUGUCACGCCUCAUCCUAUAGUUUCACAAUUUCUUCCCGAAGCUGUACUUUGGUAUUUGACAUAUUUUAAAAUGUAGGCUCAUUUUAACAAAUGAAGCCUGAAUGUACAUAUCUGCACCAAAAUGUCUUUUUUGCCAACUUGGGCUCAUGGAAGUGUAUUUUAGGUAAUUUAGUGUUAACAACUGGGUUGAAAACGUAAAUUAGCCACCGUAAAGGGUAAAAAAGCUGACGUUUCGAGCGUUAGCCCUUCGUCAGAGCGAUUGACGAAGGGCUAACGCUCGAAACGUCAGCUUUUUUACCCUUUACGGUGGCUAAUUUACGUUUUCAACCCAGUUGUUAACACUAAAUUACCUGCUAUACUCUCCCACCGACGCAGCACCACAGUUUCUUUAGAAACUUACCCUUUAUUCGAAGUGUAUUUUAGUCGAUCAAACCAAAAUAAGGCCUGGAGUGGAUGCAAAGAUUACAAGGAUGAAUAAAUUGGGAUUCUUUAUGAACUUUCGUCAACUGUUGGCACCAAUCAAGGUUUGACUCACAGGUCAUGCCUCCUAUUUUGCAGCUUGUAAGACAUUUAGAGGUACUCUGACCAUUUCAAACAAGGUAUUUGGAUUAUCCCUCAAGAACAAAGCAUCAGGGGGUUACUUCGAUUUCAAGGAAGAAUUUGAGACGACGGUAAGUCUCCAGACCAUGUGUCUUUCUAGAAGAUUGAAAGCAAACCUUUCAUGUUGCCUCUCUGAUUUAUUUAAAGUAAGGAAUUUAUCCUUGUAGAAUGUUGGGGAAGCUUAAAGAAAGAGACAGAAAUGGAAAUGGAAUCGGCAUCAUGGAGAUUAAAUACUUCAUGUUGUAGUAGCAAUAAUAUUUCACAGUGCCCUACUCUUGUUAAAAUAUUUGCUUUUCUUUAUUUCAGGUGAAUCAAGAAUUUAGGAAAUCAACAAUGAACCAAUAUUACUACGGCUGUAGAGUCAACAACUUCAGGUAUCAAUCAUGGCCCAAAAUUUGGAUUAAAAUUUCUCAUUUCUUAGACUCCUGCAUCGUGAUGGAAAGUAGCUUUGAGUGAGAACCUAGUGAAUGUGUUGACUUCUCUAAUAUGAAGCUAAACUCCUGUGUUAUAUUCCCCCUUCUCAAGAGAACAGUCGGGAAAACUAGGCAGGGAAUACCGCUGGGGAAAGCCCAUAAAGUGGACAAGCAUCUUUCCUAUAAAAGCAGCGACGAUCCCAGUUGCUUUAUGAUAAUGAAGCCGCGAAGAAGGCAACUGUUUCACAUGAGGGCCAUGUAUUCAUAAGCUGACUCAAUCAGUUGUACCUUUCCUUAUUUAGCUCUUUUCACUGCUAUUCAUCUAAAGGCCGCAUUUCUAAUCGCUUUUUUUCUAUCUACACUUUGUAGGAACGGUAGCGUCAUCGUUGACUUCCUGAUCUUCACAAGUCCACAGUUUUCUGGGUCCUUGCAGGAUUUACAAGAUGCCCUGGUAUCAAGAUUCAAUAAUUCACAUCUCGGCACAUUGAAAGUCAAAAAUCCUGAAAUUAUAGGUAAAAAUAAAAGUUUUUAAACACAAUAAUUGAUUUUGGAUAUCUUGAAGAAUUAAAAUUUUAGGAAUGGAUAAAUAAACCUUCAUAAAUCACCUGACGAGCGCCAUUUGAAGGCUUAGUUUGGUAUCUUUUGUGGUAUGAGGAACUCAAGUUUCAAAAUGUCAGCAUUUUUUUUAAGUCAUGAGGAUCUUUGAUUUGAUAUGGAUAAAAAGUUGAUGGAUAAUAAUGUCAAUAAAAUCAUAAGAAUACCUCCAUAGGGUUGUUAACUGGUAUACGACUGGAGACAUGUAAUUUAAUGUUGUGGUUAUGUCUAAAUGUAAAUCAACCUUCUUGUUAAAGAUUUUGAUGAGUGCGCAGCUCACCGCGAUGAUUGUGGCCAACAUGCGAGCUGUGUGAACACUGAAGGUUCUUUUGACUGUAAAUGCAAUGAUGGCUACGAUGGGGAUGGUAGAAAGUGUGAAGGUAAAAUAGUUGAACUGUUUUGUGAAUUCAAGGGUUUAGGGUUUAGCUUACCUGAGUCCAAUCAAGAGAUUGUAAUCUCCUGGUCCAAUUUAGCAAUAAGAAGGUUAUAAACCUAUCGACACUUCAAUAAUUACUGAAGAUCAGAGAGUAUUUUAUCGCAUGUAACAAUAUCUGGUUCCUUCUUGACACUCCUGGUAUGUUCUCGUAUCACAAAAGCGAUGGUGAAAAAAAUUGGCUUUAGAAACACGUACAGGACAGACUAUUGUAGUUGUCUGUCAGUUGUUUACUCAUAAUAAGCAUCCCAAAAUUAAUGAAAAGAUAGAAGAAUUCCAUCCUAUUACAUAUUUAUGCAGUCUUCUAAGGCUAGAGAAUCUUUUGAGGACCGUGAAGAACUCGGGUCAUCUUUUGAGGAACAGCUAUUAGUUGUGUAAUUUACAUGAGGUUCCAAAUGAAUUUUAUUUUGCCUUCUGCUCAUUGCUUACUUAGAAGUCCAAAGAGUGAUUGAGCUUUUCAACAAAUAUAAUCAUCUCACUUCAUCUUGAUUUUAAAAUUUUUUCAACAUUCUUUCAAACGUCGCCCAACAUCUACCUUCGUCAACAUUGUGGUCAUCUUGAUUUCCGUACACACAAAGUAGAGUAUCUGUGGAUUUACAUACAUUUGUUUUUGUUUAAUUUUUUUUUCUCAGCGGGAUUUUUUAAGACUAUGUGGUGGACUGUCAUCGUUGCAGCAUUCCUUCUUCUAAUAGUGGUUAUCAUUGUGGUAUGUUUGGUGGUGAAGAGACCCAAACCCUCUGGAAGGUACUUGUACCAACUUUACUCUGUAAUACCUCUUUCUGAGUGAACCGUUGUUUUUUAUGUGAACAAAACCGAAAAUUAAUUUGCAGAUAUUUACCUUUUGAUCUUAAUUGUCUGCUUUAGAUAUGGUCUAGAAACAGAUGCUGCUCUUUCAAACAAGAACAACAGACGGAACAGCGGUGCCAGCAAAAUAUCGUACCGUACUGGUGACGUUUAUUACAAGGAUAAAGAUGGGAAAAUGCGGCCGGGCACUGCACAUAGCUCCAGCUCCCAGGAGAAUGGGAGAUCCCACCCACCACACUUUGUUGACGAUGAGGAGGACGACAACGAAAAAUUUGAGCCAAGUGGUACGAUGAGAGCUAAAACGCCGUUUGAGCUGGCAGUUGAAAAGAACUCCAGGAAUGGAAACGUCUAUGAGCAGAGAACCGAGUUUCAAUUGUCUGAACUGCCUUCAAACGGGGCUAAUGGAGGAGUAAUGUCCUCCGUUGAGAACUAACAGUGAAUUGAAAAAAAAGGACUAACAGUGAUAAUAAAUGCAAAAAGUAGCCAGAAUAAGCUUGCUAAGCAGCCAUAAAACGACAGAAGGCCGAGGAAGGUGUCGUAUUUUGAUUCGAAGGACUCUAGAAACGAUGAACGACAUGAAAACAGAGUUCGUUAGUCUUAUUCGAGUCCAUUACGUCUCUUAGACCGUGCACCUUUGUAAAGUAAGCCUUUGGACCUAACUGCAUGAAGAGUAAAAUAUUCAAGAAAAAGAUUUAUGAGAUAAGUAAUACAAGAGAUGAGUUAAUGUAAAUCGAAACAUGGAUCGAUCUGCUUGAUAACAGAAGAUACCUUUAUCCUAUCCUUUGAAAGUUCCCCUUAACUAUUUUGAGACUAAUGUAAUAUUUAAAUUAGUGAAGAGGACACCAU
Pocillopora meandrina is the source of this 8203-nucleotide messenger RNA. The record is from the annotation of a GenBank genome assembly. Lineage: Eukaryota; Metazoa; Cnidaria; Anthozoa; Scleractinia; Pocilloporidae.